CUGAUAUCACACAGUAUUUGUCUGCCACUGCCUUUUCCCAGACACGCAUUGGUCAGUUUCUUCACAGCACCAUGCCGAUCAAGGAGCAGCCUACCUGGAAAAUGCACUUUCUGUAAAUUGUUGUGUUUGUGCAUUUACCACUGAGGGGAAAAAAGGAACUCGGGCAGAAUCAAAGUUGGAGGAAGGACAGCCGAGCUUCCCUCUAGUCCAGUUCUCUCUGUCCAAAAGAUGUCAGCAUCCCCUGCCAGCACCCUAGGAAGGGGAACCAAAACCUCUAAAGCGUCAAAGGAUCAUAAAAAGCCUACACCAGCUGCACUCAAAGGCGCCAUCCAGCUGGGCAUCGGUUAUGCUGUGGGAAACCUCAGCUCGAAACCAGACAGAGAUGUUCUCAUGCAGGACUUUUCUGUGGUGGAGAGCGUCUUCCUGCCAAGUGAGGGUAGCAACCUGACCCCGGCACAUCACUUCCCAGAUUUCCGUCUGAAAACAUACGCCCCACUGGCUUUUCGCUACUUCAGAGAGCUCUUUGGCAUCAAACCAGACGACUAUCUGUACUCCAUAUGCAAGGAGCCGCUGAUAGAGCUGUCCAACCCCGGUGCUAGCAGUUCCUGGUUUUACCUCACCAGCGAUGAUGAGUUCAUCAUCAAGACAGUGCAGCCUAAAGAGGCAGAGUUCCUGCAGAAGCUGCUUCCUGGCUACUACAUGAAUCUCAAUCAGAACCCAAGGACAUUACUGCCCAAGUUCUACGGCCUCUACUGCAUCCAGUGUGGAGGCAUCACCGUUCGAGUGGUGGUCAUGAACAAUGUGCUGCCGCGAGCAAUGAAGAUGCACUACAAGUACGACCUGAAGGGAUCCUCGUACAAACGCCGCGCCUCACGCAAAGAGCGUGCCAAGCCCUCACCCACAUUCAAAGACCUGGACUUCCAGGACAUGCACGAGGGCCUGGUCUUUGACCCAGACACAUAUAGUGCCUUGAUGAAGACCUUGCAGAGGGACUGUCGGGUCCUGGAAAGCUUUAAGAUCAUGGACUACAGUCUCCUGCUGGGGAUUCACGUUCUGGAUAGGAAGCCGCUGAGCAGAGGAAGCAGAUGCGACAGCAGGAGAGGACAGAAAGUCCUCUACUCCACCGCCCUCGAGUCCAUCCAGGGGAAUGUCAAGGACCCAGAACCAGUGGCAGAUGAUGACACAUUGGGUGGAAUUCCUGCCAAACAUAAAGACGAGAGUCUGCUCAUCUUUUUAGGAAUUAUCGAUAUUCUUCAGUCUUACAGGUUCGUUAAGAAGGUGGAACACUCCUGGAAGGCUCUUGUACAUGACGGGGACACAGUGUCAGUGCACAGGCCCAGUUUUUAUGCAGACAGAUUUCUGAAAUUCAUGGGCACGACUGUUUUCAAGAAGAGCCAUCCUUUAAGAGGAGCAUCUUCAAAGAGGAAGAAGAACUCUCUUUAUGCAAAGUCAGUCUCCCAGGAGAUUCUGUCCCCGCUGAAGGAGAGGAAGGAGGAGAAGAAAGCCCAAAGCAUGGACAACCUGGAUGGAAACUUUUACAGUUCCUCCAAACAGCCGGAUCUUCUACCUGAGUCUGCCGUUUCUUUAAAAUUGAGCGGAAAAGAGGAAGAAGACUAUGAAAACAGUGAAGACCGACGAGCCUCCAGUUCAACGAUUGCUCUGGACGAUCCACUGCCGCCCCUCAGCAGAAGCCAAUCUGACUCUGAACUGGAUGUCUACUUGCCUCACACAGUCUCACCCAGGCGACCCAGCUGGAGCUGAUCAGUCGUCAAUAAAGUUGAUGAGAAACCGGGUUAUUGCUCCUUUCCAACCACCUGCACUUGUGAACUUUGAAACACCAACCGCAGUCCAACAACAUGAAGACAUCAGGACUUCAGCAAACAUGGCACAAACUACAAGAAGUAGCCUGUUCUUCUCAUUUUCUCCACUGUGAGCAUCACUAUGAUCCUUGUAGAUGCGUAAUGCAGUCACUCGAGAAAAAAAAGUCCCAGGUUUCAAUCUCAGAAAAAAUCUGCUCUGUUUUUCCAAAAUAAUGAGAUGCCUCCUCCAUGAAUGUGGGAAUGUUCUUCCUGCUUGCGCUGAGUAGGGCUUGUUACUUCUGCUGCCAGUUUUUAAUCCAUCUGUACUUCAUUUGACUCCCAAAUUUUCUAACAGCUUUUUACUUUUACUCUCUACACUUUAACCACUUUCUAUACCUUACAUUUAAUAAUCGUACUUUAGUUUUAAAACAUUUGAAGUGUGUUAUUAUUUCACUGUGCACCUUCCAGACAUCAUAGCAAUAUGAAUGUAUAUGUAGAGAAGGAUAAUACAUAAAAGACAGUCCCACUGGUGUAUCUACCAACUGAUAUGCAAGGUGUAGAGUUGAAAGAUGCAAAAACAAAAAAAAAAACAUGCACACAUGCAGGGAAGAUGAGUGUGAAGCAAAGACAGAGAAAAGUACAGCUGGUGAUGUCAUGACAUGAAAUCAAGACACUGGUCUGUUAGCGUUGCACAAAAAUAGCUAGUGAAAAAAGAAAUACUUUUUAUUUGAAGGGUUAAAAAUGACAAAUUCUAGUAGAAACAAAGCAAUUUCAACUUAGUUUGUAUCUAAUAAAAUAUAUUUAUACUAAAAAUGAACAAAUCUGAAUAAACCUCAGUUUUCAUAAGCCUAAUAACAUUAUUUUCAGUGAAUACUGUUUAGUAAUUGAGUUAAUUGUAAACCAUGUAGGUUUUUGAUGUUUGAAUGGCCAAAAACAUUUUUAGGUUGAUUUGUUUCUACAAAGAAAAACAGCUGCUUAUAUAUUGAUUACAAUAUAUCAAUAAGAUAAGUAGCUUCCUGUUCUUUACUUCUUUGUGUAAUUUCAUUCGAUUUUAAUGUUGAUCUUAGUUCAAAGUAAAACAUAAAACAUACAGUGACAGUCAAAAGUCUGGACACAUUUGAGGGCAGGGAUGUUUGUUAUUGUCUGAGACAAUUUUAAUUUAAAAAAAAAAUUGCUGUGAUAAAUUAAGAUUCCUAACAGAUCACAAAGGCACAUUUGUGGUUUAGCUUUCCUCUCACUGGGAUAUUAUUGAUUUCUUUAUAAAUAAAAAAAAUAUUUGGUAGUAUGGCAAAGAAAGCUCAACUGACUGAAAGUCAGAAAAACAGGAACCCAGUUGAGACAGAAAUCCCUUUGGGGAAGUGUCAGAAAGGCAUCUGGUGUGAAAACCUACCAAAUCAAACAUAUGCAGCACCUGCUGCGGCGACCCCUUGUGAAAGGGGGAGAAGCUCCACUUUGACUGAGCAUGUCCAAACUUUUGACUGGUUCUAUAAAAAAUUAAACUGGACUAAUCUAAUUCAGGAAAACAGAGCAGUUUUUUAUUACAUGUUUUUGGAAUUUCUAAGAUAAGUAUCCAAAUUAAUAAUUCAGAAAAAUAUUUUUAAUUUCAAUAAAAGUUAUAUAGGAAUUAUUGCAUGUACAUCUUGUUCAUUUAAAAAACAUGGGGGCAUUUGUUCUUGAAAAAAAGUGCAUUAGGCUCUGUUGUUCCUCUUUCUUUUAAUUUUAAGUGAAACUCGACUUUCCAAAUCAAUGGAAACACCUCUACAACUAGCAGAUAUGUUAAUGUGUUAAUGCGUAUUAGUAGCACUGAACUACAGUGCUGACGUGCAGUAAAACACUACAAAGCUGCUUCUUUGCCUGUUAUCGUUUACACUGCUGCUAGUAAAUCCUUGUGUUUCUUUGCUAAUAUUUUCUGAUUUUCUGUAAAUGUUUAAAUUUCUCAGUGGCUGGUUCCACGAGGAAGUAAACAUAUCAGCUCAUCAGCUACAGAAAUAGAUCAGUGCUCGUUUGUAUUGUAUUUACGUAGAGCUAUGUUCAAAGAUCAUUCAGGUUUUUCAGAUGUAUGUGUGAAAAUCCACAUUAGUUGUUCAGUUCAGUUCUGUUCAUUUUUAUUUCAAACAUAUACAUUCACCAACAUAUCACAACACCAAUGUACAACAACAGUUGUUGUACAUUCACUCACAUACAUGCAACGUACCACAAUAGCUUGCUAAAAUUAGCACUCACGGAGCUGCUGGCAUGGCUCUUACACCUGUUUAAACAUGCAGAAGAUUUUCUACUACGUAAGACUACGUAAGAUUUUCUUCUACGUCAUUUCACAAAGGUCAACUUUCAUGCUAAAUUAAAGGAAAAAACUGAACCCUUGCCCUCUGCAGUAAAGCAACACGGUCGGUGUUGUGGUUUCACUCCAUUUGUCACAAUGCUGUGGCUCUGGGUUAUCACCUCUGUCCUCUGAUGAAAUGUUUCUUUGCUAAUAAGAGUUCAAAGAAUAAUAAAAAGAGUGAAAAUUUUGUGAAAUGUAUGACAUUGCCUUUCAAACCCAACUGAACACCUACUGUAGAAGAUUUUGUGUUUUAGUUUUAUCCCCUGAUGAUGGACUGGGGUUUUAACGCUUUGUGAACCUAAGUGCUUAAGAAGAUAAAUGGAUGGUGGAUCCCUUCCACCAAAGUUUCUGAGACUACCCACCUUUUCUUUUUCUUCUUACAUUUCUUAAAAUCUAAAUCAAUACAAGAUGAUAUAAUAAUAAUAGUGUUGUUAAAACUAGACAAGGUGAUAUUCUGUUGUUUAUAGUGUGUCAUACCUCAUUACACCCAGAUUUUAUCUGCACUGGCGUUUCAUAAAACUAUAUCCUGUUACAAACUGUGUUGUACUCUGUAGUAAAAAGACACCAUAGUGUGUACCAUGUAUAUACUGUCUUCUUAUCUUCCACAUGCCUUAAAAACUUUAAAAAUCAGUGCUUUAAGAUGUUUUGUAGGCCUAUAAUUGUACUAUAGCAAUACUUUACACUUGUAUCAGGGAAAUAAAUUAUUUCAAUA
Molecule: messenger RNA, 4831 nt
Organism: Pelmatolapia mariae (spotted tilapia)
Lineage: Eukaryota; Metazoa; Chordata; Actinopteri; Cichliformes; Cichlidae
Gene: pip5k1ba
Product: phosphatidylinositol-4-phosphate 5-kinase, type I, beta a
Exons: 15
Coding region: 229-1761 (510 amino acids)
Biological process (GO): phosphatidylinositol phosphate biosynthetic process
Cellular component (GO): plasma membrane
Molecular function (GO): 1-phosphatidylinositol-4-phosphate 5-kinase activity
Source: RefSeq, a predicted model, not a curated record